Molecule: messenger RNA, 1923 nt
Organism: Manihot esculenta (cassava)
Lineage: Eukaryota; Viridiplantae; Streptophyta; Magnoliopsida; Malpighiales; Euphorbiaceae
Product: adenylate isopentenyltransferase 5, chloroplastic
Exons: 2
Coding region: 429-1427 (332 amino acids)
Biological process (GO): cytokinin biosynthetic process; tRNA modification
Cellular component (GO): mitochondrion
Molecular function (GO): tRNA dimethylallyltransferase activity
Source: RefSeq, a predicted model, not a curated record
AGCAAUAGAGGGGACUAUAAAUACCAUUAGACCAACACAAGUGAUAUAUAUACAUAUAUCUCCUUGUCACAAUAAUCCAUUCCACAAAACCCAUAACAUAUUCUACAAAGUGCUCCCUUAUCACACGCCUUUUUUCAAUUGCAAAUACAGUAAAUGCUUCUCAGUUUAUGCAUAUGUAUGUGCAUGAGUGUUUAUAAAUAAAUACCUGCGUGUGUUGCUCAGCACAGGAAGCCAAAUUGCUUCGCAUACUUUCAUCUCCCAUUCCUUACAGCUUCUUUCUUCUUGUUUUCUUCCCCUGCUGCUCACGCAAAAGAGAGCUUCUCUCAUUCGUUCGAUAUCUCAGAGUUUAAGAGACAACUUUAAUGACAUUGUGUUAAAAGUGGUAGUGAUUAUAAGGUACAAUUAUUGGGUCUAAGUAAACAGUGAAUAUGAUGCUUUCGGCUUCUGUCCAAAAGCAAAUACAACCCCUUGUGAAUUUUCAAAGAGCCAUAAACAUGGAGCCUUUCUUCCGCAGAAAAGAUAAAGUUGUGUUCGUUGUAGGCCCAACAGGCACUGGUAAGUCACGUCUUGCAAUUGACCUCGCAGCUCGUAUUCCAGCCGAGGUUGUCAAUUGCGACAAAAUGCAAGUUUAUAAAGGACUCAACAUUGUGACUAAUAAGGUCACUGAAGAAGAGUGUCAUGGUGUACCUCAUCACUUGCUAGGUUUCGUGGACCCUGAUGCCAAUUUCAAUCCUAAUGACUUUUGCCAUCACGCGUCUGAGGUCAUCAAAUCCAUCAUCGCACGUGAUCGCCUACCAAUAGUUGCAGGCGGUUCCAACUCUUUCAUCGAGGCGUUAGUGAAUGAUGAUCCUGAAUUUCGAUUGAGGUACGAAUGUUGCUUCCUUUGGGUGGAUGUUUCUUUGCCUGUGCUACAUUCAUUCGUAUCUCAACGAGUUGAUCGAAUGGUAGAAGCAGGAUUGGUUAGCGAGGCGAGAAGCAUUUUCGACCCCUCCAACACUAAUUACUCACAGGGACUUAGGCGGGCAAUCGGUGUCCCUGAAUUGGAUCACUAUUUCCGGAACGAAGCAACCGCGGACGCCAAAACGCGAGCCAAGCUGCUUGACGCAGCUCUUGCAAAAAUUAAAGAAAAUACUUGUGUGCUAGCUUGUCGUCAAUUGCAAAAAAUCCAUCGACUUUACAACCAGUGGAGCUGGAAUAUGCAUCGCAUUAACGCUACAGAAGUGUUCCUAAAGAGCGGGGAAGACGCAUGGGAGAAGCUCGUGGCGGGGCCUAGCUCCAUGAUCGUGGAGCAAUUCCUUUACUAUGAGGAUCAUAUGGGGACUACUGUACCAUCAAAGACCGCGCCUGUGAUGGCUUCUACGGUGAUGCCAAUUCCAAUUCCAAUUCCUAUUCCUGCAAUGGCAUCGGCGGUGCCGAUGACUCGAUAGAGGGCUUACUAUGUGUAGAGACUCAUAGUCUUGAUUGGUCUUUCCUAAGAAAAAUUAAAAUUAAAAAAAAUUACAGCGUGGUAUUUUAAAGGAAGCUUGUCUAUGCGGUGUUUAGUGGCUACGUUACCGUUUUACGUAGCCGAUAAAGAGCUGCUUCGGUGGGGACACCUUUCUCUUGUGUAAUUUACGGAAAAAGGCAGCCGUACAGCUGAUAAAAGCAAAAUGGAAAUCGGAGCUGACCCUGUUGUACACCUGCAUCAAGCAUCAUACAGCAGGCUUCUCUUCCAAUAUGAUAUUAUUAAUUUAAAUGCAGGAGUGAGAGUUACCGUGAUUGUGAGUAAUUAAAAAUUUUCCCUACUAUAGUAGAUUGGAAAUAUCUGAAAGGUGUGAAACUUCCUAUUUUUCCUCUUUAAUCUUACUCCUUUAUUUACUCCAUAUGAUUGAUAAAUCACCAUGUCUAAAACCUGCAACGUGGGACCAGAGUGUAUUAUUUGAU